Molecule: messenger RNA, 747 nt
Organism: Fusarium musae
Lineage: Eukaryota; Fungi; Ascomycota; Sordariomycetes; Hypocreales; Nectriaceae
Exons: 1
Coding region: 1-747 (248 amino acids)
Molecular function (GO): amino-acid racemase activity
Source: RefSeq, a predicted model, not a curated record
AUGAGGACUCUUCUAUUGCUUGGAGGCAUGACACCAGAUGUCACAGCCCUCUACUACAAUAUCAUCAACAAAGUCGUCAGAAUCAAACUCGGUGAUCGAGCAUCAGCCCCGUUAUAUCUGUACAGCGCCAACCUCGAAGAAAUGAUACAGCAUGCCAUGAAAGGGGACUGGGGCGAGUUCGCAAAAGUCUACAAGAAACCAAUCAGAUCCUUGAGUGACAGAGUUGAUGGCAUCGCAAUCUGUGCCAUUCUCGCACACAAGGUCGCCAAAAAGCUAUUUGAUGACUCCUCAGCGGCUCGUGUCCCACUGUUUCACAUUGCGGACUGUCUAGCACUCCACAUCACCAACAAUCAUCCAUCGAUAAAGAAUCUUGGUCUUCUCGGUCCCAAAAUUUCGAUGGUCGAUUCAGAUGACCCAGAUUUCUUUGUGGCCAUGUUACAAAAGGCCGGGUUUGAGAUCUCGAUCCCGGAAUCACCAGAGGAUAUUGAAGAGGUUAACAGAGGCAUGCUCCAAGAAGUGGCGAAAGGCGUUGCUUCUGUGACAGACUCAACAAGAAAGAUGUUUGUUCAACAAGCCAAGAAGCUCAUCGACAAGGGAGCUCAAGGCAUCAUACUGGGUAGUACGGAUCUAGGGUUUGUGCUAAAGCAAGAAGAUGUUGGAGAUGUUCCGCUGUUUGAACCAGCUGCUAUUCAUGCGCAGGAGCUAGGAAUCUGGAUCUGUGAAGGAGACGAAGACGAAUCGCCUUAG